AUGAGAUCACGCUACUUGAACAGCACAGACGUGCUCGUUAAGGCUCUACCUGCGCUUGAUGGUCUCUAUGACGUUUAUGAGCUGACCAGUGGGUUUUUAACGUCAAUGGCAGAGGUGGAAGAUUACGACAUUACGAGUCCGUCUUUCUACCUGACGAAUAUCACCAGCACGUAUCCUUUGACGACAGAAGAGCUGGUGGCGAACCUGACGCGGCAGAUGCGAAUAAGCGGCGAUGUGCUAAGCAACAAGGAUCCAUUUAUCGGCGGUGCAAUUUCUUCAAUACUAGUACUCUGUGGCAUAGUUACUGCCGGAUGGAUGUUGUUUCUGCUGUUGCUGUUGUCGUCGAACUCCAUUCCAAACUCGCUGAUGGCGAGUAACUUGUUCUUCUGCGGGACAUAUACUGCGAUGCUCGUGAAGAUCACUUCGUUGUUGCAGAAGCAAGUGGAUCUUGACGUUGUGGACACACAAGAGAUACAGUACUCCAUCACUUUUAGCCCAGGUCUAAUGGCUGUACGGUCCAUAGUGACUUUCCUCAUAUGGCUGUCAUGGGUCGACCUUUCGGUUCAACUGACAAAGCACAGUCACAAGAAACAGGUCAUCUUGGUCGGAUUACUCCUGUCAGUGGUGAAUUCUGCAUUCAGCACGUCAUUCUAUGUUGUUUAUAGCAACACAUAUGAGCCUUCGCCCACACCAACGUUCAGAGCUUUGAAGAUACUGCACUACUUAACGGACUACGUGACGCUGGCAUCUUUUGCUCUCUUUGUGCUGCGGUUUUCUUGGUUGAAGAGACGCUUUGCAUACCAUCGUAAUUCGAUGGCUCUUGCAGUGUUUUGUUUGGUCACACUGACAACACCAAUUAUUUUCAUGACAAUAGAUCUGGCACUGAACUCCACGAGGUCAUGGGCCAAGUACGUGUACACAUUCUCAAAGCUCUGUGUCACUGUGACGAUUUGGGAGUGGCUACACACGAUAAAAUCGCUGGAGGCAAGGUACGAGGGUAAAACUGUCUUGGGAAGAAAAAUCUCCAAUGACAGUUUCCACAUCAUAAACGAUGACUCAGCAGACGUCCAGUCGUGGAACAGCAACUAUAUCUUCAAGACAAUCAACGUUGUCUCCUUAGUUACUACGUUGAAAUCGCCGGUUAAUCUCUUCCACAGGACCUUCAGAGACGUGCCCAGGGCGAAGAAGGACUCUACAAACGAAGAACAGGUGCAGCUGUACGAAAUGAUGUACCCAACCUCGACCAGGGACUCCAACAUAUCUCAAGACACAGGAAUAUCCAUAGAGGCACAACACCCCCAGUUUGACAUUGAUCAUCGUUAUCUACGCAAUACUCCAUCAACUGCGCAUGACACUGCGAAUCCCACACCACUGAGCCAUUUUGUCCAACAAAACAACACCAACACCAACAAAAGCUCAACAGAUCCUCACACAGAUGAUGACGAACAGCAAGAAUCAACGCACUCUAAUAACAACACCACCUAA
Molecule: messenger RNA, 1485 nt
Organism: Williopsis jadinii
Lineage: Eukaryota; Fungi; Ascomycota; Saccharomycetes; Phaffomycetales; Wickerhamomycetaceae
Gene: DFG16
Product: Dfg16p
Exons: 1
Coding region: 1-1485 (494 amino acids)
Biological process (GO): cellular response to pH
Cellular component (GO): plasma membrane
Source: RefSeq, a predicted model, not a curated record